CGCGAGGCGAGCGGCGGCGCGCGCCUGUCGGCGCCGCUGCUGGCGCCGGCGCGGGUGGGGAGCGUGGUAGGCAGCGACAGCUUCGACGAAAACUGGGAGGAAGGCAGCUGGAGCGGGAGCUCGAGCGCGAGCGAGGCCGGCGCGGCGCCGCACGCGCCGCGGCGCGCCUGGUGGCUGGCGGGCGAGGACAGCGGCAGCGUCGCCGGCAGCCCAGGCGGCGCCGAGCAGGACGGCCAGCGCAGCGCGGAGGGCGGGGGAUGGUUGGGCAGGCGCGCGUCGGGGGCGUCGCGGGCGCUGUCGUGGGUCAGGGUGCCGAGGGUGAUGGGCAUGGGAAGCUUCUACCUCUGGUACCCUGGACGGGCGCGGGGCGCGGCGCGCACGCAGGCGGCCACGCAUCUGGGAGAGCCUCUUCUUGACACUUGA
Molecule: messenger RNA, 423 nt
Organism: Monoraphidium neglectum
Lineage: Eukaryota; Viridiplantae; Chlorophyta; Chlorophyceae; Sphaeropleales; Selenastraceae
Exons: 1
Source: RefSeq, a predicted model, not a curated record